AUGAUUGUACCAAGCAUAGGUAAUGUGUUUGCUGUUCUCUUAUAUGUGGCAAGUUUAAGACAAAACGAAUGGACGAUUGCACUUAUUCUGUGUGGUUCAGCUGUUCAAGGCAUCUUUGGAAAAAGUUCAGUGAUAACUAUGGCAGUGAAUAGUCACCUCUCAGAUAUAACGGAACAGGAACACCGAACAGGAGAAUUAAGUCGACUUUUGGCCAUGAACUAUUUUGGAUUGUUUGUGGGAUCUCUUUUAUCAGGCACAAUCCAAGAGUACAUCGAUAUAAAAACCACAUUAACUGUUGUGUGUUUCUUGCAUGCAUUUUCUGUUCUGAUAACUGUUUGCUGCAUUCAGAAAUCGGAACAGAAAGAACCGGACUCUGGAAAAUCAGGUACCCCCACUGGAUUUAAGGACUCUUUUGCUGCUACCAAACAGAUCACAACGAAGAUUUUCAUUAUCUUGGUGAUCAUGACAACUUUGAAUCAAACAUGUGAAGUUGGAGAUCAGGAUGUUACGGUAUUAUUUGUUAGAAAGUACCCACUGUCAUGGCCGACACCGUGGUACGGAUACUUAUUAUCUGUCGAGUACACCAUGGUGGGAGUCACAUUGAUGGUGUUGACACCACUAUUAACUUCUUAUUUCAAUCUAGCAGAUAGUACCAUCAUCAUCCUGGGGACCUACUGUAAAUUGAUAAGAGCUCUGUGGGCAGGAUUUUGUUAUGAAACAUGGAUGGUGUUUACUUCAGUGGUGAUAGGGGCGAUUGGUGGUAUGUUGGUGUCUGCAGUGCGAUCUCUGAUGAGUAAACAUGUCGAUGAUUCGGAUGUUGAUAGAGCAUUUUCAGUCCUUUCUUGUGCGGAAUCUGCAUCUAAAGCUUUAGGAUCUUUCAUAUUUAUUGUUAGGAUCUGUUAUUUUUAA
This is a messenger RNA of Lottia gigantea (owl limpet), 909 nucleotides long. RefSeq lists its product as hypothetical. The transcript has a single exon. Gene Ontology annotation, biological process: transmembrane transport. Gene Ontology annotation, cellular component: membrane. The record is from RefSeq and is a predicted model, not a curated record. Gene Ontology annotation, molecular function: transmembrane transporter activity. Lineage: Eukaryota; Metazoa; Mollusca; Gastropoda; Lottiidae. The coding region runs from base 1 to 909 and encodes 302 amino acids.